Zerene cesonia (dogface butterfly) is the source of this 1394-nucleotide messenger RNA. RefSeq lists its product as uncharacterized. The record is from RefSeq and is a predicted model, not a curated record. The transcript has 5 exons. Bases 134 to 628 code for a protein of 164 amino acids. Lineage: Eukaryota; Metazoa; Arthropoda; Insecta; Lepidoptera; Pieridae. Gene Ontology annotation, cellular component: membrane.
GCAACAAGUGAGUCACCGCCUGAUUUGUGCAGUUGUUCAGUGGACGCUUUAAUAGCUACUCGCUGUUUUCGCGAUUUUCCACCUUCCUUUAAAAUUUUAAAACGACAUCGUUAAUAAAACGUAAUAAACCAUAAUGUCUCACACGGUCACCAUCACAAGGACUACCGCGACGACGUCUGGGACAGCACUGUUUGUGAACACGGGCUACCUCGGCACUCUACCUGGAUUACUUAAACUAGCUCAAUUGCUCUUGGGUGCAGCGUGCGUCGGUGUGGUCGGCCAUUACUUGAUGCCAUUUUCAAGAUACAACCAAAAUCCAGAGCUGUUCUUCCUGCUGGUUUCAGUAUCGUUUUUAAUAGGAACCUUCUGUUUACUAACGUCAUGCUUAGUAUCAUUUAGUACGGCUUCUAUGAUAUCUAAAACUAUAUACGAGGUAAUCUACCACGGAAUAGCAUUUGUGUUAUAUCUCGCAGCUGGCUUAACUCUUAUGAUUGAAGUAAAUCACGAGAAGAGAAAUUAUGGCAGAGAUUUCGAACCUUACCUGGCGGCAGCAGUUAUGGGACUAGUAAUGGCAGUUCUAUAUUUACUAAGUACAUUUUUGGCAAAUCGAUCAUACCGAGGAUUAUAAAUGACAAUACUGUUAAUACGGGUGUAUUGUUUAUCACCACUGCUUUAAAUAAUUCUUCUUUGAUGUUGCAUUUGUAAGAGAUAAUAAGAUGUUUGUAGUUAUAAUGGUACAGUCUUUAAUCAUUAUCUGAAGAAUACCUAGUAAUUAAGGACUUUAAUACUUUUUUAAUUGAAUACCGAUCGAACUGCUAAGUGCAUGAAGUCUUCCCCUGAAUCGCCUGAAUAAGUAUAUAAAUACUGGUCCGAUUUGAAAAAUUCUUUCAGUGUUAGAUAGCCUAUUUAUUGAGGAGGGCUAUGGGCUACACAUGUACCACGGUCGAAGCCGGGGCAGACCACUAGUAUAAAACUAGAGUAAUACGUGUAUAUUUUUUACUUUUAUAUAGUUAUAGGCUGUCUAACACUGAAAGAAUUUUUCAACCCGGAUCAGUAGUUUAUUAGAUUAGCGCGUUUAAACAAACAAACUCUUCAGCUUUAUAAUAUUAGUAUAGAUUUGUAUUGGUGUUGCAAUUUUUGAAAUGUGUGCCUUUUACAGAUUAAGCCAAGAUAAAUGUACUUAAUUUAUUGUAUGAAUGUAAUAUUUAAUCUGUUAGCAAAUAGCACAGUGACAGUGCAUACGUGUUGUAAUAAUUGAUGUGAUUUAUGAAGCAUUGUUUGAUAUUUUCGUAAUAAUGAUCCUGUCCUAGUGUAAAAUAACUAUUUAUUAUUAAUAUUUUUUUUAUGUGUGACUAUUCAAAAAACAAAUAUAAUCGAAUCUUGUUGUAAUAAAA